AUGCUUGACCUAAAGUACAGUAUGCAGCAUCUGCUGGCACGGAUGCUGUACAAAACAAACCACAAGGCAGCGUUGAAAGCUGUGGAUGGAAUGAUCCAGGACGUUGAAGCAUAUCGCCAUUCUGCCUGGGAAUACGCCUUUCGCUUCCUUCGCGUGUCGCUGUCAUUGUCCUCGUCUGCCCACCAGGAAUCUACUGCGGCGCUACAACAUCUCCACAAGAUCUCAAACAUGGCGAACCGGAAUGGGGACAAAGCUGUUUCUGCCAUGUCUGCUCUGAUUGAAGCUUUGGCGCACCUUCAACAAGUAUCCAGCUCCGACUCUAUUGAACAAGCUCAACGUGCGAUAGCGGUGGCUCGAAGCCACCAGUUGAAUGACGAAUUGCGCCAUAUCCCGCAACUCACGACUCUGGUCCAGAUUGUGGAUAUCUGUUGUAGCUUACUGGAGUUCGACGUCGUUCAAUCUUCUCAAAAGCUCAAGGUGCUCCAAGACCUAAUGGAUGCGCGGCUGGGUGACUCAAUAUGGCGUGCUGAUGGGUCGUUUUCCAUUCCGUUGAGCGGCAAAUCCGCUGGCCCUUCUUCCAUCGACACGGGCGAUAUCCUCCAGGUACAGAAUGGCACGUUACUUUUGAGCUUCAGCUGGUUGCCGCAACAUGAUCUCUACGCGCUUUGCUAUUUCCUCAGCUCAGUCACUCUAAGCUGCAAAAACUCGUACGACGGACGAAAGGCUGAAAAGUUCCUCCUGGAAGGGGUACGCAUGCUACGAGGCAACUUUCAAUCACCCCAAGAAAUCAUCACAGAAUCAUUGGUUAGCGCGAAUCGACGCGUAGAAUGGCGCAGGACGUUAUUCUGUAACCUACUUAUUCAACAAGUCUUUCUUGCUUGCGGACGAACAGACUGGGAUCUUGCAAGCAGAACUCUUAAAGAACUCCAACAAGAGACCGAAGCGCUGGAGGAUACUAGCCUUUCCGGUGGAGCGAUCCAGUGCUUGAUGCAGUAUGCAGCCCCUAUACUCUCAUUGUCAUCUUCAUUCAGCAAAACCGCUCGAAACGACCCCCACCGUGACGUCGCCAUUCUUGCCGCAAUCAACACGGUCCUCAUUCUCCGAGACCCAUCCCAUCCUUCCCACUCUCACCUUCCAAACCUCCUCUCCAUUCUCGAUUCCUUCUGCCGCGCAAGUCCGAGCAAGUACAUUCAAGCCGCAUACCAUCUACUCUGUGCAACCGUACAGACCGACUCCACCAUCCAGACUAAACAGUACCUCCAGCAAGCCCUACAAUCUGCCACGGCCAUCGGAAACAGCCAAAUCACCUGCAUGACGCUGACCUUUAUGAGCUGGAAAUAUUUCCGCGGAGUUGUCGGUGAACAAGCCGAGAAGAGCGCACGAGCAGGCCAAGUCAUGGCGAAAAAGGCCAGCGACCGACUCUGGGGUAGCGUCACAGAUGAGAUCCUCGCGGAUACCCUUGAACGCCAAGGCAAGCGCGAAGAAGCGAAUGGUGUCCGAGAGGAAGGGAACCGAAUCAUGAUGGGCCUGCCAUCGGCGCUGAGGCGGCCUGCGCCAUAG
This is a messenger RNA of Aspergillus calidoustus, 1560 nucleotides long. Lineage: Eukaryota; Fungi; Ascomycota; Eurotiomycetes; Eurotiales; Aspergillaceae. The record is from the annotation of a GenBank genome assembly.